AUGGAGGAGGCAUUUCCCAACUUAUUUGUGUUAUCCCUUUUCCCGAGGAUGAGUGUGGCUGAAGCGGGGUAUUGGUACGACCCAGUUUGGAGGUGGGAGGUUCAUUUUCCUGUUUUCGUAGUUGAUUUUGUGAUGAUUAAGGAACAAGAGGAGCUUGACCUCCUGCUGCAUAAUUCGGAGCCUGCUGCAGAAGUUGAGGACUGUUUUCAGUGGGAUUCUAUGAUUCCAGAUAAUCAGCCUAGUGGGAUCGAAGAUGUUUUACUAGCAGUUCUGAAGGAUUUGUGGAGUACUAAGAUGCCAUAUAAACAUCAUAUUUUCUUGAGGAGACUGUUCUUGAACCUGAUAGCAACGAAGGAUCAAUUGUUCAAGAGAGGUAUUUCUUUCGGAGGUAAUGAUCAUUUGUGUGUGUUAUGUAGAAGUUUUGAAGAAUCAUCGUUUCAUUUAUUUCUCAGUUGCGUUUUUGCUGGGAACGUUUGUAAGGGUAUCGAGAGGUGGUUGGGUAUAGAGUUGGUGCUUGAUUCUAAUAGCAUUGAUUCCUAUGUUGAUUUCGGAAGAUCGUUAAGGAAGGAGGUAGAUAACAAAUUGGGUAAUGUCAUUUGGGCUGCUUCAAUUUGGCAGAUUUGGGCAAGUAGGAAUAACCUGAUCUUUAGAGGUAAAGCCUUUUCAGUUGAGUAUAUUGUUCUAUCAAGUAUCGCUCAUGGAGUUGGUUGUGUUUAG
Messenger RNA from Lathyrus oleraceus (garden pea), 717 nucleotides. RefSeq lists its product as uncharacterized. NCBI's taxonomy places the organism in Eukaryota, Viridiplantae, Streptophyta, Magnoliopsida, Fabales, Fabaceae. The record is from RefSeq and is a predicted model, not a curated record. The transcript is spliced from 2 exons. The coding region runs from base 1 to 717 and encodes 238 amino acids.